CCUGAUGAGUGGGGUAGUUUGUUAAGGUUUGUCGCCUGGAGAAAUUACUCUUAUAUGCUUCGCGCUGAGUCAGGAAUAAGACAUCAAGAUGAAGUUUAACCUUGCUUUCGUGGUCGCCUUCAUCGGCGUCGGAAUGGUAGCCGCCGAUGAGAAUCUGAUGAGUAAGCUGCAGAUGGCUCUGAAAUCAAUGCUCAAUGAAAACGAGGAACUGCAAAUGCAAAGUCGCGACACCAAGGGGCAAUGCGAAUCAGACACCAACAAGUGCAACAACCAUGGUACAUGUACUGAAGGCAGAUGGGGAACGUACUACUGCAAGUGUGUGAUGCCAUAUAGGGUGCGCGGUGCAGAUUCUUCUUGCUAUCCCAUAGAAACACGUGAGCAAGUGGCCCGUACAUAUCCCUCCUUUCGCCAGUGCAUCCAGGAAACCAACUACUGUGACGGACACGGCGGGUGUUUACCCGGUCCCAGGGACAGCGACGGCAGGUUCUGGUUCUCCUGCAAGUGCGGAGAAGGCUAUGAUGGGAACAAUAAGGGUGGAUGCUCACCCAUAGUCUUAGAAACACGUGAGGAAGUGGAGAUGCUAGCCCGUAAAUACUAUUCCUUGUCCGAGUGCAGCCAAGGAACCAACGACUGCAACGAAAACGGCGAGUGUGUGGAGAAAGACGGAAAGUACUGGUGCGAGUGCGGAGAAGGCUAUGAGGAGAACGAGGAUGGUGGAUGCUCACCCAUAGUCUUAGAAACACGUGAGGAAGUGGAGAUGCUAGCCCGUAAAUACUAUUCCUUGUCCGAGUGCAGCCAAGGAACCAACGACUGCAACGAAAACGGCGAGUGUGUGGAGAAAGACGGAAAGUACUGGUGCGAGUGCGGAGAAGGCUAUGAGGAGAACGAGGAUGGUGGAUGCUCACCCAUAGUCUUAGAAACACGUGAGGAAGUGGAGAUGCUAGCCCGUAAAUACUAUUCCUUGUCCGAGUGCAGCCAAGGAACCAACGACUGCAACGAAAACGGCGAGUGUGUGGAGAAAGACGGAAAGUACUGGUGCAAGUGCGGAGAAGACUAUGAGGAGAACGAGGAUGGUGGAUGCUCACCCAUAGAAACACGUGAGGAAGUGGAGAUGCUAGCCCGUAAAUACUAUUCCUUGUCCGAUUGCAGCCAAGGAACCAACGACUGCAACGAAAACGGCGAGUGUGUGGAGGAAGACGGAAAGUACUGGUGCAAGUGCGGAGAAGACUAUGAGGAGAACGAGGAUGGUGGAUGCUCACCCAUAGUAACACGUGCCACUGAAGUCGAUGACGACGAUUUCGCUGAACGUAAAAAGGAAAUCAUGCGACAACUGGCCGAGUUCCUCCAAGAAGAAUAAACCAUAGCGUACUAAGAGAGAUAGCUGUGGCACGAACGCGCCUGAAGCGGUCAAAGGUAUUAUCAUGGUGCGUCGUUCCCCUACGGAGAAUGUGUGAGGCUCCGUGAAAUGACUGGCCAAUCACAAGCAACUUCCAGUUACAUAACUAUCUCUGUUUUGCGAUGCCCGUUUUGGAAUCAAGAGCAUGUAGCUUGCUUAAUUUUCGUUUUUUGCCCUCUUCUUCUUCUUCUCCUCCUCCUUGGAUUACUUCUUUCAUUCUCUUUACCUUAAUGAAACCUUUACAUGAUUGUUAUCAUGAAUUAUGUUCAUCAUAAUGAUUAUAGAGUACCUUUAAUAGCAUUUAUAAAGCACCUUUCUUUCAUUUGAUGUAAACUUAAAAUCUGAAUAUCAAUAUGCGAUAUUACAAGUUGUAGAAAUGAUAGUCUAUUCAAUAUAAUCUUCAACUUUUGAUUAUUCUAGUCUUCCAGUUGCUGGAUUUUAUCAAAUUAAACGACCUAUGAAAGAAAA
This is a messenger RNA of Strongylocentrotus purpuratus (purple sea urchin), 1864 nucleotides long. Its product is annotated as fibropellin-2. The transcript is spliced from 9 exons. Lineage: Eukaryota; Metazoa; Echinodermata; Echinoidea; Camarodonta; Strongylocentrotidae. The record is from RefSeq and is a predicted model, not a curated record. Gene Ontology annotation, molecular function: calcium ion binding. Gene Ontology annotation, cellular component: endoplasmic reticulum. The coding region runs from base 89 to 1357 and encodes 422 amino acids.